AUGCAGCUGUUCGUCAUUUGUCUCCUGGCGGCCACCACGGCUGCCUUCACCAUGUUUGGGCCACACAUUCGCAUCGUGCCCGGCCAGAAGCCGAACGAGAUCGUGCUCCACUUCCGGAAUCCGUGCAACAACAAAACCAGCACCACCACGCUGAAGCCGCCGCCACCACCGUGUCCGGAGCACCCGACCACGCCGGCCUGCCAGCACAGGAUCACGAGUCCGGCACCCACCAAGCCCAACUGCCCGCACGCCACGACAACGCCCCACAGCUGUGGUCACGACACGACACCGAAGCCCACCUUCGAAAGCACCUUGGGAACCACUUUCAAGCCUUCACUUGGUCCCACAACUCCGAAACCAACGACUCUGAAUCCGACUGACACAUCCACUCAGUCAUCUACAGAGAAAACAACUCCGAAAACAACCACUUUGAAGCCUACGACUCCGAAGGAAACAACUCAGAAGCCAUCUGAGCCAACCACCGAGAAGCAGACUACUCACAAGCCAACUGAGCCAACCACCGAGAAGCAGACUACUCACAAGCCCACUGAGCCUACAACUCCGAAGGUAACAACUCACAAGCCAACCGAGCCUACAACUCACAAGCCCACUGAGCCAACCACCGAGAAGCAGACUACCCACAAGCCAACCGAGCCUACAACUCCGAAGGUAACAACUCACAAGCCCACUGAGCCAACCACCGAGAAGCAGACUACUCACAAGCCCACUGAGCCUACAACUCCGAAGCCUACAACUCACAAGCCCACUGAGCCAACCACCGAGAAGCAGACUACUCACAAGCCCACUGAGCCAACCACCGAGAAGCAGACUACCCACAAGCCAACCGAGCCUACAACUCCGAAGGUAACAACUCACAAGCCAACCGAGCCUACAACUCACAAGCCCACUGAGCCAACCACCGAGAAGCAGACUACUCACAAGCCCACUGAGCCAACCACCGAGAAGCAGACUACCCACAAGCCAACCGAGCCUACAACUCCGAAGGUAACAACUCACAAGCCAACCGAGCCAACCACCGAGAAGCAGACUACCCACAAGCCAACCGAGCCUACAACUCCGAAGGUAACAACUCACAAGCCAACCGAGCCAACCACCGAGAAGCAGACUACCCACAAGCCAACCGAGCCUACAACCCACAAGCCCACUGAGCCAACCACCGAGAAGCAGACUACUCACAAGCCAACCGAGCCUACAACUCACAAGCCCACUGAGCCAACCACCGAGAAGCAGACUACCCACAAGCCAACCGAGCCUACAACUCCGAAGGUAACAACUCACAAGCCAACCGAGCCUACAACUCACAAGCCCACUGAGCCAACCACCGAGAAGCAGACUACCCACAAGCCAACCGAGCCUACAACUCCGAAGGUAACAACUCACAAGCCAACCGAGCCUACAACCCACAAGCCCACUGAGCCAACCACCGAGAAGCAGACUACUCACAAGCCAACCGAGCCUACAACUCACAAGCCCACUGAGCCAACCACCGAGAAGCAGACUACCCACAAGCCAACCGAGCCUACAACUCACAAGCCCACUGAGCCAACCACCGAGAAGCAGACUACCCACAAGCCAACCGAGCCUACAACUCCGAAGGUAACAACUCACAAGCCAACCGAGCCUACAACCCACAAGCCCACUGAGCCAACCACCGAGAAGCAGACUACUCACAAGCCAACCGAGCCGACUACCCACAAGCCAACCGAGCCUACAACUCACAAGCCCACUGAGCCAACCACCGAGAAGCAGACUACCCACAAGCCAACCGAGCCUACAACUCCGAAGGUAACAACUCACAAGCCAACCGAGCCUACAACUCACAAGCCCACUGAGCCAACCACCGAGAAGCAGACUACCCACAAGCCAACCGAGCCUACAACUCACAAGCCCACUGAGCCAACCACCGAGAAGCAGACUACCUACAAGCCAACCGAGCCUACAACUCCGAAGCCUACAACUCACAAGCCCACUGAGCCAACCACCGAGAAGCAGACUACCCACAAGCCAACCGAGCCUACAACUCCGAAGGUAACAACUCACAAGCCAACCGAGCCUACAACCCACAAGCCCACUGAGCCAACCACCGAGAAGCAGACUACUCACAAGGCCACUGAGCCAACCACCGAGAAGCAGACUACCCACAAGCCAACCGAGCCUACAACUCCGAAGGUAACAACUCACAAGCCAACCGAGCCUACAACUCACAAGCCCACUGAGCCAACCACCGAGAAGCAGACUACUCACAAGCCAACCGAGCCGACUACCCACAAGCCAACCGAGCCUACAACUCACAAGCCCACUGAGCCAACCACCGAGAAGCAGACUACCCACAAGCCAACCGAGCCUACAACUCACAAGCCCACUGAGCCAACCACCGAGAAGCAGACUACUCACAAGCCCACUGAGCCUACAACUCCGAAGCCUACAACUCACAAGCCCACUGAGCCAACCACCGAGAAGCAGACUACCCAUAAGCCAACCGAGCCUACAACUCCGAAGCCUACAACUCACAAGCCCACUGAGCCAACCACCGAGAAGCAGACUACUCACAAGCCCACUGAGCCUACAACUCCGAAGGUAACAACUCACAAGCCAACCGAGCCUACAACCCACAAGCCCACUGAGCCAACCACCGAGAAGCAGACUACUCACAAGCCCACUGAGCCAACCACCGAGAAGCAGACUACCCACAAGCCAACCGAGCCUACAACUCACAAGCCCACUGAGCCAACCACCGAGAAGCAGACUACCCAUAAGCCAACCGAGCCUACAACUCCGAAGGUAACAACUCACAAGCCAACCGAGCCUACAACCCACAAGCCCACUGAGCCAACCACCGAGAAGCAGACUACCCACAAGCCAACCGAGCCUACAACUCCGAAGGUAACAACUCACAAGCCCACUGAGCCAACCACCGAGAAGCAGACUACCCACAAGCCAACCGAGCCUACAACCCACAAGCCAACUGAGCCAACCACCGAGAAGCAGACUACUCACAAGCCAACCGAGCCUACAACCCACAAGCCCACUGAGCCAACCACCGAGAAGCAGACUACCCACAAGCCAACCGAGCCUACAACUCCGAAGGUAACAACUCACAAGCCCACUGAGCCAACCACCGAGAAGCAGACUACCCACAAGCCAACCGAGCCUACAACCCACAAGCCCACUGAGCCAACCACCGAGAAGCAGACUACUCACAAGUCCACUGAGCCAACCACCGAGAAGCAGACUACCCACAAGCCAACCGAGCCUACAACUCCGAAGCCUACAACCCACAAGCCAACUGAGCCAACCACCGAGAAGCAGACUACUCACAAGCCCACUGAGCCAACCACCGAGAAGCAGACUACCCACAAGCCAACCGAGCCUACAACUCCGAAGGUAACAACUCACAAGCCCACUGAGCCAACCACCGAGAAGCAGACUACCCACAAGCCAACCGAGCCUACAACCCACAAGCCAACUGAGCCAACCACCGAGAAGCAGACUACUCACAAGCCAACCGAGCCUACAACCCACAAGCCCACUGAGCCAACCACCGAGAAGCAGACUACCCACAAGCCAACCGAGCCUACCCACAAGCCCACUGAGCCAACCACCGAGAAGCAGACUACCCACAAGCCAACCGAGCCUACAACCCACAAGCCAACUGAGCCAACCACCGAGAAGCAGACUACUCACAAGCCCACUGAGCCAACCACCGAGAAGCAGACUACCCACAAGCCAACCGAGCCUACAACUCCGAAGCCUACAACCCACAAGCCCACUGAGCCAACCACCGAGAAGCAGACUACCCACAAGCCAACCGAGCCUACAACUCCGAAGCCUACAACUCACAAGCCCACUGAGCCAACCACGGAGAAGCAGACUACCCACAAGCCAACCGAGCCUACAACUCCGAAGGUAACAACUCACAAUCCUACUGAGCCAACCACCGAGAAGCAGACUACUCACAAGCCAACCGAGCCUACAACUCCGAAGGUAACGACUCACAAGCCAACCGAGCCUACAACCCACAAGCCCACUGAGCCAACCACCGAGAAGCAGACUACUCACAAGCCCACUGAGCCAACCACCGAGAAGCAGACUACCCACAAGCCAACCGAGCCUACAACUCCGAAGGUAACAACUCACAAGCCAACCGAGCCUACAACCCACAAGCCCACUGAGCCAACCACCGAGAAGCAGACUACUCACAAGCCAACCGAGCCUACAACUCACAAGCCCACUGAGCCAACCACGGAGAAGCAGACUACCCACAAGCCAACCGAGCCUACAACUCCGAAGGUAACAACUCACAAUCCUACUGAGCCAACCACCGAGAAGCAGACUACUCACAAGCCAACCGAGCCUACAACUCACAAGCCCACUGAGCCAACCACCGAGAAGCAGACUACCCACAAGCCAACCGAGCCUACAACUCCGAAGCCUACAACUCACAAGCCCACUGAGCCAACCACGGAGAAGCAGACUACCCACAAGCCAACCGAGCCUACAACUCCGAAGCCUACAACUCACAAGCCCACUGAGCCAACCACCGAGAAGCAGACUACCCACAAGCCAACCGAGCCUACAACUCCGAAGGUAACAACUCACAAUCCUACUGAGCCAACCACCGAGAAGCAGACUACUCACAAGCCAACCGAGCCUACAACUCACAAGCCCACUGAGCCAACCACCGAGAAGCAGACUACCCACAAGCCAACCGAGCCUACAACCCACAAGCCCACUGAGCCAACCACCGAGAAGCAGACUACCCACAAGCCAACCGAGCCUACAACCCACAAGCCCACUGAGCCAACCACCGAGAAGCAGAUUACUCACAAGCCCACUGAGCCAACCACCGAGAAGCAGACUACCCACAAGCCAACCGAGCCUACAACUCCGAAGGUAACAACUCACAAGCCAACCGAGCCUACAACCCACAAGCCCACUGAGCCAACCACCGAGAAGCAGACUACUCACAAGCCCACUGAGCCUACAACUCCGAAGGUAACAACUCACAAGCCAACCGAGCCUACAACCCACAAGCCCACUGAGCCAACCACCGAGAAGCAGACUACUCACAAGCCCACUGAGCCAACCACCGAGAAGCAGACUACCCACAAGCCAACCGAGCCUACAACCCACAAGCCAACUGAGCCAACCACCGAGAAGCAGACUACUCACAAGCCAACCGAGCCUACAACCCACAAGCCCACUGAGCCAACCACCGAGAAGCAGACUACCCACAAGCCAACCGAGCCUACAACUCCGAAGGUAACAACUCACAAGCCAACCGAGCCUACUACCCACAAGCCUACUGAGCCAACCACCGAGAAGCAGACUACUCACAAGCCCACUGAGCCAACCACCGAGAAGCAGACUACCCACAAGCCAACCGAGCCUACAACUCCGAAGCCUACAACUCACAAGCCCACUGAGCCAACCACCGAGAAGCAGACUACCCACAAGCCAACCGAGCCUACUCACAAGCCCACUGAGCCAACCACCGAGAAGCAGACUACCCACAAGCCAACCGAGCCUACAACUCCGAAGCCUACAACCCACAAGCCCACUGAGCCAACCACCGAGAAGCAGACUACCCACAAGCCAACCGAGCCUACAACCCACAAGCCCACUGAGCCAACCACCGAGAAGCAGAUUACUCACAAGCCCACUGAGCCAACCACCGAGAAGCAGACUACCCACAAGCCAACCGAGCCUACAACUCCGAAGGUAACAACUCACAAGCCAACCGAGCCUACAACCCACAAGCCCACUGAGCCAACCACCGAGAAGCAGACUACUCACAAGCCCACUGAGCCUCCAACCGAGCCUACUACCCACAAGCCUACUGAGCCAACCACCGAGAAGCAGACUACUCACAAGCCCACUGAGCCAACCACCGAGAAGCAGACUACCCACAAGCCAACCGAGCCUACAACUCCGAAGGUAACAACUCACAAGCCAACCGAGCCUACAACCCACAAGCCCACUGAGCCAACCACCGAGAAGCAGACUACUCACAAGCCAACCGAGCCUACAACUCACAAGCCCACUGAGCCAACCACCGAGAAGCAGACUACCCACAAGCCAACCGAGCCUACAACUCCGAAGCCUACAACUCACAAGCCCACUGAGCCAACCACGGAGAAGCAGACUACCCACAAGCCAACCGAGCCUACAACUCCGAAGGUAACAACUCACAAUCCUACUGAGCCAACCACCGAGAAGCAGACUACUCACAAGCCAACCGAGCCUACAACUCACAAGCCCACUGAGCCAACCACCGAGAAGCAGACUACCCACAAGCCAACCGAGCCUACAACUCCGAAGCCUACAACCCACAAGCCCACUGAGCCAACCACCGAGAAGCAGACUACCCACAAGCCAACCGAGCCUACAACCCACAAGCCCACUGAGCCAACCACCGAGAAGCAGAUUACUCACAAGCCCACUGAGCCAACCACCGAGAAGCAGACUACCCACAAGCCAACCGAGCCUACAACUCCGAAGGUAACAACUCACAAGCCAACCGAGCCUACAACCCACAAGCCCACUGAGCCAACCACCGAGAAGCAGACUACUCACAAGCCCACUGAGCCUCCAACCGAGCCUACUACCCACAAGCCUACUGAGCCAACCACCGAGAAGCAGACUACUCACAAGCCCACUGAGCCAACCACCGAGAAGCAGACUACCCACAAGCCAACCGAGCCUACAACUCCGAAGCCUACAACUCACAAGCCCACUGAGCCAACCACCGAGAAGCAGACUACCCACAAGCCAACCGAGCCUACUCACAAGCCCACUGAGCCAACCACCGAGAAGCAGACUACUCACAAGCCCACUGAGCCUACAACUCCGAAGCCUACAACUCACAAGCCCACUGAGCCAACCACCGAGAAGCAGACUACCCACAAGCCAACCGAGCCUACAACUCACAAGCCUACAACUCACAAGCCCACUGAGCCAACCACCGAGAAGCAGACUACCCACAAGCCAGCCGAGCCUACAACUCCGAAGGUAACAACUCACAAGCCCACUGAGCCAACCACCGAGAAGCAGACUACCCAAAAGCCAACCGAGCCUACAACUCCGAAGGUAACAACUCACAAGCCAACCGAGCCUACAACUCACAAGCCCACUGAGCCAACCACCGAGAAGCAGACUACCCACAAGCCAACCGAGCCUACAACUCGGAAGAUAACAACUCACAAGCCCACUGAGCCAACCACCGAGAAGCAGACUACUCACAAGCCAACCGAGCCUACAACUCCGAAGGUAACAACUCACAAGCCCACUGAGCCAACCACCGAGAAGCAGACUACCCACAAGCCAACCGAGCCUACAACUCCGAAGGUAACAACUCACAAGCCCACUGAGCCAACCACCGAGAAGCAGACUACCCACAAGCCAACCGAGCCUACAACUCCGAAGGUAACAACUCACAAGCCAACCGAGCCUACAACUCACAAGCCCACUGAGCCAACCACCGAGAAGCAGACUACCCACAAGCCAACCGAGCCUACAACUCGGAAGGUAACAACUCACAAGCCCACUGAGCCAACCACCGAGAAGCAGACUACUCACAAGCCAACCGAGCCUACAACCCACAAGCCCACUGAGCCAACCACCGAGAAGCAGACUUCUCACAAGCCCACUGAGCCAACCACCGAGAAGCAGACUACCCACAAGCCAACCUGACCUACAACUCGGAAGAUAACAACUCACAAGCCCACUGAGCCAACCACCGAGAAGCAGACUACCCACAAGCCAACCGAGCCUACAACUCCGAAGGUAACAACUCACAAGCCCACUGAGCCAACCACCGAGAAGCAGACUACCCACAAGCCAACUGAGCCUACCCACAAGCCCACUGAGCCAACCACCGAGAAGCAGACUUCUCACAAGCCCACUGAGCCAACCACCGAGAAGCAGACUACCCACAAGCCAACCGAGCCUACAACUCCGAAGGUAACAACUCACAAGCCAACCGAGCCUACAACUCACAAGCCCACUGAGCCAACCACCGAGAAGCAGACUACCCACAAGCCAACCGAGCCUACAACUCGGAAGAUAACAACUCACAAGCCCACUGAGCCAACCACCGAGAAGCAGACUACUCACAAGCCAACCGAGCCUACUCACAAGCCCACUGAGCCAACCACCGAGAAGCAGACUACCCACAAGCCAACCGAGCCUACAACUCGGAAGAUAACAACUCACAAGCCCACUGAGCCAACCACCGAGAAGCAGACUACUCACAAGCCAACCGAGCCUACAACUCCGAAGGUAACAACUCACAAGCCCACUGAGCCAACCACCGAGAAGCAGACUACUCACAAGCCAACCGAGCCUACAACUCCGAAGGUAACAACUCACAAGCCCACUGAGCCAACCACCGAGACGCAGACUACCCACAAGCCAACCGAGCCUACAACUCCGAAGGUAACAACUCACAAGCCUACUGAGCCAACCACCGAGAAGCAGACUACUCACAAGCCAACCGAGCCUACAACCCACAAGCCCACUGAGCCAACCACUGAGAAGCAGACUACCCACAAGCCAACCGAGCCUACAACUCCGAAGGUAACAACUCACAAGCCCACUGAGCCAACCACCGAGAAGCAGACUACUCACAAGCCCACUGAGCCAACCACCGAGAAGCAGACUACCCACAAGCCAACCGAGCCAACCACCGAGAAGCAGACUACCCACAAGCCAACCGAGCCUACAACCCACAAGCCCACUGAGCCAACCACCGAGAAGCAGACUUCUCACAAGCCCACUGAGCCAACCACCGAGAAGCAGACUACCCACAAGCCAACCGAGCCUACAACUCCGAAGGUAACAACUCACAAGCCCACUGAGCCAACCACCGAGAAGCAGACUACUCACAAGCCCACUGAGCCAACCACCGAGAAGCAGACUACCCACAAGCCAACCGAGCCUACAACCCACAAGCCCACUGAGCCAACCACCGAGAAGCAGACUACCCACAAGCCAACCGAGCCUACAACCCACAAGCCCACUGAGCCAACCACCGAGAAGCAGACUUCUCACAAGCCCACUGAGCCAACCACCGAGAAGCAGACUACCCACAAGCCAACCGAGCCUACAACUCCGAAGGUAACAACUCACAAGCCAACCGAGCCUACAACUCACAAGCCCACUGAGCCAACCACCGAGAAGCAGACUACCCACAAGCCAACCGAGCCUACAACUCGGAAGAUAACAACUCACAAGCCCACUGAGCCAACCACCGAGAAGCAGACUACUCACAAGCCAACCGAGCCUACAACUCCGAAGGUAACAACUCACAAGCCCACUGAGCCAACCACCGAGAAGCAGACUACUCACAAGCCAACCGAGCCUACAACUCCGAAGGUAACAACUCACAAGCCCACUGAGCCAACCACCGAGACGCAGACUACCCACAAGCCAACCGAGCCUACAACUCCGAAGCCUACAACCCACAAGCCCACUGAGCCAACCACUGAGAAGCAGACUACCCACAAGCCAACCGAGCCUACAACUCCGAAGGUAACAACUCACAAGCCCACUGAGCCAACCACCGAGAAGACCACCCACAAGACAACUGAAGAGACAACAGAGGCAGUCACUACCACCGCUUCCCUGCCGCCCUUCAACAUUUUCGAUGUGAUAACCCCAACGACGACCGAUUCUGAUUACGUUUAGGAAGGCUUAGGCGAGCGAGAAGACACUACGAAUAGAACUAAGCUUUUAUUUAAUGAGUUUAACCAAUCUAUAUCUAUGUAUAUUUUUAACAACAACCACAGCUGUAAAGAUGCACCUUUUGAACAACAACGAUGGCUAAUGUACUUUUUAAA
Messenger RNA from Drosophila bipectinata, 9860 nucleotides. Lineage: Eukaryota; Metazoa; Arthropoda; Insecta; Diptera; Drosophilidae. The record is from RefSeq and is a predicted model, not a curated record.